AUGACAAAUUAUGCAAAACUUACUAAUCUAUUGGCUGUUCGAACUGAAACAAAAAGCCUAAGAGUAGGAGCAUUCACAAGACAAUCUAGAAGUAUCACUUGUUAUAGAUAUGGAGAAAAAAGCCACAUCACUCAGGAAUAUCUAUCUGAAAGAGAUAAAAAUUCUAAUACUAGAAAGAUGGGCACUACACAACCUACAAGAAUCCAAAUACAAAGGAAUAAGGAAGUCCACUAUUAUAAUAUUACAGAAGAAAGAAAUGAAAUAUAUAAUAUUGCAGAAAGACACUAUCCUUAUACAAAGAAAUAA
Scutellospora calospora is the source of this 306-nucleotide messenger RNA. The record is from the annotation of a GenBank genome assembly. NCBI's taxonomy places the organism in Eukaryota, Fungi, Glomeromycota, Glomeromycetes, Diversisporales, Gigasporaceae.